AUGGCGCCCGAGCCCGUGGCCAAGAAGAGCCUCUUCCGCAACAAGGCGGCGGCCCCACCGUCGAACGUCAUUGUCGUGGACGGCAUACCGCUGAGUCGGGACCUCGUGGAAGACCCGAGCUUGAGCGACGCGCCACCCGAAGCCGAGAACGCUUUCAUCGACGCUGAAGCCAUGUUUCGGAAAUACGACAUUGAUCGGUCCGGUGGCAUCGACCUCGACGAGUUCAAGCUGCUGUUAGUGGACCUCCAGAUCGACAUUCCGCCGCCAAAAAUCCAAGUGUACUUUAGAAAGUGCGAUUUGGCGCAGAAAGGCUUCAUCACCUUUGAUGAAUUUCGCCUCGCGAUGUUUACGUGCGACCCGACGAAUCCGACACGGACCAACGGCUUUUGCCCAAGCAAAGUGCUGAACCCGAAAGACCUCUUUGCAAUUUUUGACACGGACGACUCGGGUGAAAUCGGUCGCAGCGAGUUUUCUGCAAUUCUGCGCUUUCUCAAAAUCAAAAUGGCGCUGGACCGACAAGAGACCGUGUUUAGCCAGUUUGAGAAUCCUGUGACCGAAGGCCUGACGUACCUUGCGUUUCGGUCGCUUUGGCUUACGCUUGUGGACGUGCGCAAAGAGCUCCACAACCGCAACAUUGCGUACAACAAACUCCUCUCGCGCGCCAAGCUGGCCAAGAAGCUCGAGUCGGUUCUCGACAAGGAAGACGCGCAGGAGCAGUAUACGAUGCUGGAAGCCCAGUGGAACUUCAAUUGGGAAACAAUCAAAGAGCGCCGGGAAAAGCUACUCGCUAACGCCAAACGCUAUGCCGAUUACGUUCUGGGGGAGACCCUCGACGCUGCAGGGCAGGUCUACGUCUUCGGCAAAGGCUCGUUCAACCGCUUUGACGGAGCCCCGGCGGAGCGUGACUUUGUCGAGUGCCCGUACUUUUCGCAGCUCUUGGCCCUCUGGACAAGCCGCGUCCGGGGGGCAGAAGCCUUUGCACCAAAAGCACCAACGAGCCCCGAGAAGAAGUUGGGCGGCUGGGACUCGCCCAAGAAGAGACCGCCGAUGAUCAAGACCGAGCGCAUCGCACGCGACCCGACGCAAACGCAGCAGCUCGCGUUCCACAACCGUGUGGUGGCCAUCAAUACCGCGUGGCUCUGGGCACGCCGCGUCAAGCAGGUCUCGUGCGGGGCGUCGGUGGCCUAUGCCUUAACGGACGCCGGCGAGCUCUAUUGCUGGGGGGGUACCCGCCGCACGUGGGACUAUGUCUACAGCCCCGAGCACUCGGCGGAUCCGUCGCAUCAGGUGCCGGGAGCAGCCGCGUCACGACCUUUCACGGCGCGCACCGAGAUGCUCAAGCUCAGUGCGCCCAAUCAACUCCUUGCCGACGAGCACGAGCACUUGAAGAAUUACGUGCGCAGCAUGUUUCGAGAGAAUGCUCCGCCCGAGGUGCCCGUCGAGUCGGACGAAGCCGAGCUACAGCGGCUUCUUGUGCUGAUCGACUACUUUGAGCUGUACCCACCCGCCUUGCGCGCCGAAGUGAACCUUGCCAAGGCGCGGGAGCUCAUGGAGUUUGACUUGCGCGCUGAUGUCGUCACCAAUGCACUGCGGCUGCGCGCGCUGCAGUCGAGCCAAACCGGGAAAGCCACCAACGCCACAAAGCUUAGCAAGUGUUUAAUGCUCGAGCUCGAGUGCAUGGGCGAACCGUUCCAGCGACAAAUGAAGAAGCUCGACCAGCAGCUCCUGCGGGCGCUGCACAACUACCAAGACGCCACCAUCUCCUCGGUUCUCAAGAAGGGCGCUGCGCUCUGGCAGCACAUGCGGCAACUGGUGACGGCCAUUGACGAGACCGAGACGUCGGCGUUCCAAGCCAAGCAAGAUCUAUGGGAGCAAAAGCGAAGUGAAGUCGGGCGGCUUCGGCGCAAGCAGGCGCGCAGCGGGCUAGAAGGUGCUACGUUGGGCGCGGUUCCCGACCAUGAAAAAACCCUCCAAAUGAGUGGUGUGACGGCGCGAGGGCCACGUCAAAAGACAUUUCUGGGGCACCAAGCGCUCCAGCAAGUGUCGGUGGGCGCUAAACACGCACUGGCUGUGCACCAGUCGGGGCAACUGUACGGGUGGGGGUUCGGGACUUACGGGCGUCUCGGGUCUAGCUCCCACGACGACACGACGACCCCAAAACCUCUUGCUCAUCUGCGGGAGAUGCGGUUCCGGUCCGUCGCGUGUGGGUACUCGCACAGUCUCGCGCUGCGCCACGACGGACAGGUGUUCGUAUGGGGCUCCGGUGCCACCGGCAAGCUCGGGCUCGCGCCGCCUUCAAAAGAACCAGCCAUCGCCCGACCGCACACGACGCCCGUGGGCCACCGGCAUGCAAAUACGACCGAGCCUGUGCGGGUCUCGUCGCUGGAGGACUGUUUUACGAUUCUGCCAUUGCCACUGGCACUUCCCUCCAAGGUGCGCAAGAUUGCCUGUGGUCCAUCACACUCGGCAGUGAUCUCAACCAACGGCGAGCUCUACGUCUGGGGCAGCGGCGACGGCGGUCGGCUCGGCUUGGGCGACGGUCGAUUCACCGACACAGACAACGAACUGCGAGGGGGCCACCUCGGCAUUGUAUCGGUGCCAACCAAAGUUGCGGCUCUGCUCGAACACCACAUUAUCGACGUGAGCUGCGGUACGGCGCAUACGGCGGUUGUGAGCGCCAUUCAGAGCAACGGGGCUCUGAGCUCUGGCGGCCGCGUCUUUGUUGCAGGGAGUGCGCAUGCGCUCGGCGACUUUUGCCCCGCGUUCGUGACGCCGACCGGUCUCGCAUCCGUGCAAGUCACCGCGCUCGCGUGCGGGAACGCCCACACGGCUGCCGUCUCGAUUGACGGCGAGCUUUUCACGUGGGGCAACAAUGUCGGGGGCUGCACCGGCCAUGACAGCAGCCACCGGUUCAUUGGGACGCCGUCGCGCGUGCCAUGCAUUUAUCAAUCGCCGAGUAACAUGGCGCGACACCCGUCCUACGCCAUUGUCGCACUCCAGAGCAGCGUCGCGACCGGCUAUGGCGCACACCUCGCCCUCGACGGCGUCACCGACGGCGCCUUGGAAAGCAAUUGUUGCCAGACCUUCCGCGAGAUGUGUCCGUUCUGGCAGGUCGACCUCGGUGUCAUGUGCCGCAUCACCUCGGUGCGGCUCUGGAACCGACCAGGGGCCACCGGCGACCAGUUGUUCCCGUGCAUUGUGUGCAUCGGCCAAGAGCCGUUCGAGGCUGAAGCGGGAAAGCACGCGCUACACGAAGCCAAGGCCCAUAGCGUCUUUACCAAGUUUAAGCUCGAGACAGCGGCCAAUCCGCUCGUAUGGCACCCGCCAGACAACACGAUUGGGCGCUACGUGCGUGUGCAAAUCGACGGCGCUUCGAUCCUCAGCCUCGCCCAGGUCGAGGUCUUUGGCACCGAAGAGUGGGUGUACCAAGGCCCGCGCGUGCACAGUGUAGCGUCUGGCGACGACAUUCUCGUGGUCAUCUGCCGUCCCACGUAUGCCCAGAGCGAUAUUGACAAGGCCUAUCUCCGUGCACUCUCUGCCGACAGCCGCUUUCAGAGCGUUUUGGACGAAUUUCCGACGUUUGAUACGAGCAAGAUGGCGCUGGACGACCUCCGCCGCGCGGCGAGAGACUGCCCGCUCUGCACCGUCCAGCGCGUCUGUCCGCUGUGUCUUUUGUGCAAGGAGCUCGAAUCCCACGAACACGAUUUGGCCGCAGACUACCGCGCGACCAUGUCGCUCGACGAGAUUGGCACCUUCUUGCUGUCGCUGCGCCCGCCCAAGCCCCUCGCGCCACUCGCCGUCGACGAAGAGAACCGGUUGGCGCGGAUCUAUGUGGACGACGAGAAGCCCGAGUCGGCCCUGCACAAGGCCGAAGGGCGCGUCCUCGCCGCCAUGAGCAAAGUCGUGCGAGGCGGGCCUAAGUCGCCGUCGUUUUUGAGAAAGGCCAUGGUGUCCAUGGCCACGUCGCGGCUUGCGUUCGCAAAGCGCAAGGUCCCCGAGAUGCACGUUCAAAUCGUUCGGCCGCACACGACGUCGGUACUCGGGAGAGGCGGGCUGUAG
Messenger RNA from Saprolegnia parasitica CBS 223.65, 4059 nucleotides. RefSeq lists its product as hypothetical. Gene Ontology annotation, molecular function: calcium ion binding. The transcript is spliced from 30 exons. NCBI's taxonomy places the organism in Eukaryota, Oomycota, Saprolegniomycetes, Saprolegniales, Saprolegniaceae. Bases 1 to 4059 code for a protein of 1352 amino acids. The record is from RefSeq and is a predicted model, not a curated record.